AUGGCGGCGCCCUUGCCGUUACUGUGUGACGCCCCUGAAGCUUCUCACAGGGGCUCUCCGAGUCAAAUCGUGGACCGUGCUUGGUCGGUGAGAGUUCGCCAUGAUAAUUGGAGCACGAAGGCAAUUCGUCGCAAGACCACUGGGACUGGUCGCAUGCGCCACUUGAAGAUUGUUCAUCGUCGUUUCCGCAACGGUUUCAAGGAAGUCAAUGUGAAGAAAGCCGUCAAUGCCCCGAAAGUUGCACCCGCGAAAAAAUAAUUUUCAUUGCUGACAAUUUUUUUGUGACGGGAGUAAACGUUUCUCUGGAGUUC
Molecule: messenger RNA, 311 nt
Organism: Notodromas monacha
Lineage: Eukaryota; Metazoa; Arthropoda; Ostracoda; Podocopida; Cyprididae
Source: the annotation of a GenBank genome assembly